AAAAUAUAAAAGUCUGUUUCGCUAAUAAAUAAGCGAAAAUAUGUCAUCUGACAUUGAGAGAUCUAAGAAUUGUGAAAAAUGUGGAAAUCCAAUGUUGGAAAAAGAAAAUCCUGACAUGAAUUUAUCUCAUAUUCCCUCUCUCGUACCGAGAGCUAUGAGAAAGUACUGGCCUCUUUCUACAAGUUCCAUCAGAAACCCUGCUGAUUUUGACGCAGUGACAGACGAAAAAGAAAAAUGUCCAGAUUCAUUUUCGGAAAAUAAUGAACCAAAUAUAUCUGCCUCUAUUUCACCAGUGAUUUUAGAAAAUAACUCAGCAUGGAAUGAUGAUAAUAGCUCAGAAAGCAAUCCACUAUUGGAACCUGAUUCACAAAAUUUGCUUUCUGAACAUAUUUUAGAACUUCACACGAAUUCAGAAGUUGCACCAGAUAUAGUUGAUAGGCAAUUUAAUGAAUUAGAAUUCGAGGCAAAUUUAAAGUCUAUUUCUUAUCAACGAAAUCAGGCAGCUGAAUCUUCCAAAAACUGCAUUAUUUCUUUUAACUCUUCAUCACAGUGCAUCUCUUACUUGAAUAGAGAAAGGAUCUCUCAUUCUAUACUCUACAAAUGUACGUUUGAAUUGAAUAUAUUUAGGAACUGGAUAAAUCAAAUGACUUAUUUGACAUUAACUAAUAUGGGGAGAGAUGGAAAUAAGUCUUUUGAUGCAUUUUUUCAAAAUAUUAAUACUUUUGAUGACAACAAAAAUUCAUUAUGCCUAAGUAUGUUAAAUUAUAUAAAUACUUUACCUUCUGAGUUUAUAGAACAAAUUUUUCAAAGAAUGUCUAAAAUGAAAUCUGAUUCUACACUCCUCUCUCUUCCUUCUAUAAAACUGGCAUGGGAAACAUACGAUAUAAGCAAAAAAAUGGCAGCAUCAAAAGUUAAUGUGAAACAAAACCGACGGUUCUGUUCACGAGGUUCCACUUUCGAUAUAAGAGCAAUUUUAGACAAAGACAUUUCAGAAUCAAUUACCAGAAGUAAAUUUUUAAACAUCUAUGAAGUGCCUAUUAUGCUUAAAAGCCUUAUUAAGCCUUAUUCUCAAAAUUUAGAAUUUGAGCGUACAAAGAGUAACGAGCAAAAUUUAAAUCUAAUGCAACUAUGUAAACUCGGUUAUAUGCAGAACUGCCAAAGAGAAUAUGGCUUAGAAUUAGAUCAAGAAGAACGUACAAAAAAUAGCCAAGAAGAACACAUCAAAAGCGUGAGUGUAUACACAAGAAGUAAUCAAGACCAAAAUCUAAAAGUCAGAAGAUUAAGUACUAUAAGAGAGAAAGGACCAAUCAGAAUUCAAAAGAAUGAAGACCUAAUUUCAGGCAUUGGAAGAACAAACUCCGAACUUACUUUACCUAUUAAACGUGAGACGGCUGAAUUGAAAAAAGAAACGAAUUUAAAUGGAGGUAAGAGAAGAUCAGGAAAUGAACUUACAAUUUUGUCAAAGACCUUAAAUAAUAAAUAUUUUAAAUUGAAUAAGAAAUCAAUAAAAGGAAUUAAUAGUAGUAAACUGAUCAGCAAACAAGAAAACGAAAUAGUCUGUAAUCACAGCAAUCCUGCUUCCAUGAAUGGAACAGAAACAAGAACUACUACUCAAAAACAUUCUGAAACAAAUGACAAACAAUUGAAAGAUGAAAACAAAUUCCCACGUAAUCCAAAAAAAAUUAUCAGCCGAUGCAAAAGCAAUAUAAUUCAACCUACACGAUUUGAAAUCAAUUCCUUCAAGAACCCAAAUAAUACUCAUGCUCAUUUCUCCAAGUCUGAUUGGUUUUCUAUGGACAAACCAGUUCUUUUGAAAUACGCUGAAGGAAAUACUGGUAAAAGUACAGAAAUAUUGUUGUAUGCAAUUCAUUCAAUGCAAGCUAUUAUUGAAAAUGAAAGUUGUAUCAGUCAGUGCACAAUUUUCGAGAAGUUGUUGCAGAGCUCUAGGACGUACACCGGAAAAAAUCCUAUUUGCGUGCUUAUCAAUCCACGAAAAGUUAUCAAAACGCUAAGGGCUGAAGAAUUAGCUUCACAGAAUAUAAUACCCAUACAUACAUCUAGCGGUACACAUAAUUUACUCAAAACUGAAUGCAAGAGUAAUGCAAAUGUCUUGCCUUGUGCUUCUAAUGAAGAAUGGAAAUACAGCAGUGGUUUUCCUUACUGCGAUUUGCAUUUAAAAAAUGACGAAUGUUGCAAAAUUCGAACACACGGGAAAUCCAAGCAGAAUCAAUUUGGUAUGAGAAGUAGAAAACAUGACGCUGGAAGUACUAGUGACCCACUUUCCCCAUCAAACUUACAAAGAAAGAAAUUAAUUAUAAGAACCUGCAGAAGGAAAAAAUCAAGAACAGCUUUAAAACGAAUUAAUAUAAGAAAAAUCGUAACUUCUUUUUUUAAAAAUGCGUUUCGUUCAUUUUCUUUGCUUGGAGGACACCUUAGAUCUGGAGCAGUCAUAACGAAAUCUAACAGCAAUUACUGGCUGAGAAAAGCCGGGUUGGCUUCGGAUUCCCAUAGUCUGGCUGUUGCAAGUGAAUUGUUUCAAGCAGUAGCAGGGACUAAGAUAGUGCUUAACAUCUACGAUUAUAUGAAAUUCCUGAUAGCAUUUGCUCGAUGGAAGCGAAUGAUUGUGCCAGAAGUUGUGAAGCAACUGAUGCUCUGUAAACUUCCUUCCAGAGUAAAGAACAAAAAUCUUGGAAGUACAAUGAAGGGGAAGAAGACUUUUUUGUGCGAAACCGCAUCAAAAGAAGAAAUCAGCCGAUUAUCUGUGAGGAUUAACAGCCGCUCACUUCCGAAUCUUAAUUUAAUUUAAGUAUAUCAUGUUUUGCUUGGAAAUCAUUUGAAUAGUAUACACAUGUUGCUGUCAAUCAUUUUUUCCAGAAAAGUGUAGAAUUCUUGUAAGAUUCUGGAUUAAUUCUCUAAGUAUAAAAUGAGAAAUUCCAUGUAUCAAUAUCAUUAAA
This is a messenger RNA of Stegodyphus dumicola, 2954 nucleotides long. RefSeq lists its product as uncharacterized. The record is from RefSeq and is a predicted model, not a curated record. Lineage: Eukaryota; Metazoa; Arthropoda; Arachnida; Araneae; Eresidae.